UUGUGAACAAUAUCUAGCUGAGAAACCAAAGGCUACAAUUAUUUAUAAGAAUUACUCUUUUGCCCAGCCUGUGUGGCUCAGUGCUUGAAUGUUGACCUAUGAACCAGGAGGUCGGUUUGAGUCCCUGUCAGGGCACGUGCCUGGGUUGUGGGCUCCAUCCCCAGUAGGUGUCAUGCAGGAGGCAGCCAGUCAAUGACUCAUUCAUCAUUGAUGUUUCUCUCUCUCUCUCUCCUCCCUUUCUCUCUGAGAUCAAUAAAAAUAUGUUAAAAACAAAAAAAGAAUUAUUCUUUUGGAGAGGCACUGGGUAAUCGUGUUCACCAUCUUGUAUCUUCAUAUUUUAAAUUGGUGAUACUCCCAAAUUGACCUAUAAAUAUAACUCAGUGUUUUAAAAUUCCUGCUUGUUUUUUGCAGAAAUUGGCAAAAUGUUCCUAAUAUUGAUAUGGAGAUGAAAAGAACCUAAAUAGCCAAAACUAUUGAAAAAUAAUAAAGUCGAAGGACUUAUAUUUCCCAAUUUCAAAACUUGCUACAGACUUACAGUAAUUAAAACUGGUACUCUCAUAAGGUAUAAUGAAGACCAAUGGAAUCAAAUUGAGAAUCCAGAAAUGGACCAAUAUAUUUAUGAUCAAUUGGUUUUCAACAAGUAUAUCAAGACAAUUCAGUGGGGGAAAGAAUAAUCUUUUUCAACAGGUGGUGUUGGACAGCUGGAUAUCCACAUGCAAAAGAAUGAAGUAGGGUCCUUCACUACUACAUAUAUAAAUUUUUAACUUAAAAUGGAUCAAAGACCUAAAUGUAAGAGCUAAAAUUAUAGAACUCUUGGGAGAAAAAACAGGUGUAAAUUUAUAAGUAAGCUUGGUUUAGUCAGACAAUGGUUUCUUAGAUAUGGCACCAAAAGUCAAAGAAACUAGAUCAAUUGGAUUUGAUCAAAGUUUAAAAUUUUUGUGUUUCAAGAAAAUGAAAAGACAACCCACAGAAUGGAAGAAAACCACAUAUCUAAUAAUGUUUUAGCAUCAAACCAAGGCAAAGUCUCUAUUUCCCCCCAUCUUUAAAUUUCUACCAUUUCAUAUCAGUGCAUUGAAUUCCAUUAUCACCACAUAUUUUUAGAGAGAUUUGUGUGUGAUCAUGAGUCCAAUAACCCUCCCUGCCCUCUGCCUACAAAGGAAAUGCUAGAUACAGUCCUUUACCAUUUUUAAGGGAAGAAACUGAAGAUACUAGAUUAAACACUAAAUAAUCUGAAGCUUAAAAACUAUUAUUUAAUAGAUGUCAGGACAAAAUUAUACUUAAUUCACAUUAUAUCCCAGAAUAAAGUACUUAAUGUUGUUAUAUUUUUUUAAUUUACAUCCCAGACCUUCAGUGCUCCUUGUCAUGAGGUUAAUAGAAAAAUUCUUUGUGUGUCAUAUGUCUGUUUUUAGCCAAUCAGAAGCCAGAAUUCUCUUGUAUGUAAUAAUAGGGCUUAUUGUUUGGAGAGGAGCUAUAAGUAGGACUUUUGAGUUUUGACUACAGGAAUAUAGAAUCCUGUCUUUUUAGUUACAGGUUUAAAAAUGUUAUUCAUUCUUAAUGCUUCUUAAAGUAAAAGCCUUUAAUUACUACUUUUACUUUUGAUGAAACAAUUUAAUGGGCUUCAAAGGAAAAUAUUUUAAAAAUAGGAGGGAGAGAGAAUUUUAUGAAUAUGUCUUCAAGGUUUUCUUCAUCUUUACCGAUUUUCGUCUCACCUGAGCCAAUUGACUUAGGUUCUGUAACAAGUUCCUCUUGUUCACUGAAUGAGCUAGACAAUAUUUCCCAUCUUUUAAGGAAAAUAUCAACUGAUAUCAAUGAAAUUAAAGAAAUGAAAACAGCAAUGUUGACAGCGGAAGCAAAUCUUUUUGAUCUAAAAGUUAGAGUGUCACAGAAUGAAGCAAAAAUUUCGUCUUUGGAGGUUAAAAUGAAUGAAUAUUCAACAUCAACAGCUGAAUGCGACAGAGAGUUCAAAGGUCUUCAAGAGGAAGUAGAUUUUGAGUCACAGUCAAGGACUACUGAUGUAAAAAUAAUUGGCUUCCUUAGCAACAUUGAGAAAGGAACUCAGCAGAGGCCGUUACUGUCCCGGCUGCAAAUUGAUCCAGUCAUGGCAGAAACUCUGCAGAUCAGUCCAGCUGAGAUGAGUGAACUGAAUGUGGCACAGAAGCCAGAAAAACUUUUGGAGCGCUGCAAGUACUGGCCUGCCUGCAAAAACGGGGAUGAAUGUGCUUACCACCACCCGAUUUCACCUUGCAAGGCUUUCCCCAAUUGUAAAUUUGCUGAAAAAUGUUUGUUUGUUCAUCCAAAUUGUAAAUAUGAUGCAAAAUGUACUAAGCCAGAUUGUCCCUUCACUCAUAUGAAUAGAAGAAUUCCAGUACUGCCUCCAAAACCAGUUAUAACAGCAACACCAUCUUCUAGUAGUCAGCUCUGCCGUUACUUCCCUGCUUGUAAGAAAAUGGAAUGUCCCUUCUAUCAUCCAAAACACUGUAGAUUUAACACUCAGUGUACAAGACCUGACUGCACGUUUUAUCAUCCUACCAUUACUGUGCCGCCACGACAUGCCUUGAAAUGGAUUCGGCCUCAAACCAGUGAAUGACAGUCCUACCUGGCAGAAGAUCGUGAAGUUUGAAAGUUUCCAUCUACUGAUGAAAAAGAUUCUGUAGAACUUGUCAAAUCUUUGAAACUUGGAAUAUAUUGCUUUCAUAAUAUGAAGUUAUUGCCUAUCUGAAGUACCUAAUUUUUCAAGUUUGUAAGUUUAUUAUGUGGUUUUAACAUUGGGUGUUUUGUUGUUGUUUGCCUUGUUUUGACUGUGGAAAGACAGUUUAAGGAAAAACUGAAUUCUAUUAAAACACCUGGUGUGUUUGUACACUGCUGUUUUGAGUAUCAGCAUGUACAACAUGGUGAUAUUGUCAGUACAGAUAAUCCAGUUUGGGGCUACAUGUUGCUGUGAGUGUCUGCGUGUGUGUGCGGGAGCGUGUGUAUACAAAGAAAUAUAGUGAGGGGAACAUCCUUAUUCCAAAAGUUGGAUUGCUACUUUCAUUUUUUCCAGGGAUUAUAUAAUGUUCAUGAUCCACUAAAAAAGUGUUGAGGUAGUUUAAAUAGUCCAUCCUACUUUUUAAUUUUAAGUGAUUAAGUUUGGCUUCUUAGGUUGCGUGCUGGUUUGGUAAAUGGUUCCCAAAUAGCUAGUCUUUGCCUUCUGGGUGAGGAUGAGUGAGGUGGGCAUGUAGAGUGAAAACAGCUGGAAUGCCAACAGCAAAAAGAAAAAGAACAAUUACUUAAAAUGUUUUUCAUUUACUGUUAACAUAUACUUUUAAAAUAAAUAUUUUGGAGAACUACAUUAUCACAAAAUUAUACAAAAGUUUUUACAAGUAUAUAUACAUAGGUAUCAGAGAACAGACUUGAAAUUCACAAGAUUAUAUAGCUAUACAUAUACAUUCUCCCAUUCUGAAAAACAUUCUCAGAAAUAAUUCCAGAAAAUAUAGUUACUGAAGAUAAUUUUUUAAAUGUAAAAAUUAGAUUUCAGUAGUAUAUUUUAAAUGUCAGACUAUAUAAUUACAGAGAUCAGAUGGAUAAAUUGCAAAGUAGGACUAAACUUUUUGACUACUGAAUUAAAAUACAGUUACGUGUGUUUGUGGUUUUUAAAAUUGUUAAGGCAAGAAGUGUCAAAAACUUUAGAAUUAAACGGAUCGCUGAUUUUAAAGACUUGAUGUACAGUUUUUUAAAAAGUAAAGCUAAAAGUUGGUUAGAAAAAAGCGAAUUAAUGCAAAAGGGAUAAUAAAGACUCAAACAUUCUGACGACCAAAUUAAAUGUAACUGUAAAAAAGUUCAGUGACUUCUUCAAUCACAUCCUCAAGAGAGAAUGAAACCACACGUGUCAACCCAUGUUUAAGAGCCUGAAACCAGCAGUCUGUUUUGUGGCUGCUGCUCUUCCAUUGGGAGAAGAAAGAUAACCGUUAACAAUUUUGUAAGUUGCACUUUGCUGUGCUGAUUCCAAAGUAAAGACAAAGCACAGGAGAGCACAGAGUUGCCAGGGAGGUGUGAGUGAAGUGACCAUUCCUCCUCUUCUAAAAAGUGGGCUCCGUUGAAUUUAAGGCAUAUAUUCAUUCCAGUGUUACUUGAGAUGCUUUUCACAUCUCUGCAGAAGAAAUUUGUUUUAAAUUGUACUUCCAGAAAUUUAAACAGAUAUUUAGCAUCGUUUAUAAAUGUUUUGUAGUUGCAGUGUCAUAAUUCCACUAUAAAAGACAAAAGUGGGAAACAAGGGCUGGUGUGGUUUAGUUCAGCCAUUUUACAAGGAAAUAACAUGCUAAGAUUGAAUUGUUUCUUGCUAGUUAAUAGACAUUGCCUGGAAACAUAUUUAAGAGUUUAAUCUUAUCUUUCAGUUGCUAUGAUUUAUGGGAGAGCUAAGGUUGAUUCUAAAACAUUUGUUGGGUAAUUUGGUCUAAAAUGAACCAUCAUCCAAAAGGAUCACAAAAAAAUGGAAGGGAAAGGGUGUGGCUCACGGUAAGCAGUGCAUGGCACAGGGUGCAGUGUGCUUUGGCAUGCGAUUAUAUACAGAAACAGGGCUAAAGGUGCCAGGAGAAGUCUCAGCUUACAAAUUCAGGAGCAUAGUCAGGUAUUGCGCACACACACACAUAAUUCUCUCUGGGUUAAAAAAAUGAACAGCAGAAUCUCCAUGGUCUAUGGUGGUAUUUCACCUUCCCUUAGUUUGAUGGCUGGUAAAAGCAAAAGAGCAAGGUACUCACGGAUGACUCCUUAAAUUCAAUACGACCUUCAGUCAUGAACUGACAACAGUGAGUAAGGUUGGCUUACCAAGUUGGCCACUUGGAAGAAAAAAUGCAAUGGAAGCAAUUUUAUCCUACUUGCUUAAGGUGAGGAGAGUUUCUAUUUGCAUUGUGAUGGAAAUGGAAUUUCUCUUUAGCCAAAAACCUGCAAACUUGACUGCCAAAAGUCUCAAAAAUGGAGGGAGAGAGGGAUUCAGGGGAUUUUUCCCCCUUUAAUUUGUUGACUGCUCCUUUAUAAUAUACAUGAAUAAAAAUGUAAUACUAGUGUAUUCUAAAAUUUGCCUUUAUUUAGGAGACUGAUGUAAAUAAUGAAAGAAUAUGAUCUUAUGUUUCAAGUUUCUUAAACACCUUUAAUCAGUUCUUUUAACACAGCUAUUCCGAGCUUUAAAACGUGACCAGCUUUAAUCACUGGUUAGGCUUUCUUGCGAUGUAAUUUUGACCAUUUCUGUUUUCAGUAUUUACAAGGCGUUGGACAUACAAAACUAAGAUUUCCAGACACCUGAAGGGGCCUAUUAUGCUACAAAGAUAACACAUUAAAAUAAAAAUUCAUAGGACCAAUAGAGCAUCAUAAUCUUCUUCACACUUAGAAAAAUAUAUUUUUAAAUAUCAGUUUACAUAAUUUCCAAUCUUCAGGAAACUACAGAUAGGCUAAACAGCAUAUUCCUGAAUGGCAAAUACUGAUCUUUGGCAGCAUUUAAAGUGAAUAGGAAUAAAGAUCUAAGAGUUCAGCCCCAACCCACCAAAAAGAAAUAGACAAGUUUGAAAAGUGAACUUGUAUUCAUUCCUUUUGGAAGUUGGCUAUGGGUGGCAUACAUCUAAACAGAUUUUCCAAUUAAAAAAAUAAAAAGCUGUAAAAAUAUUUUUUCAAGAAUUAACUAAAUUGUAUAACUUUGUAAAUGUGAAUUUAACUCUUUAGUUUACAUGUUAAACAUGUUUCUAUUGGAGUAUAUCUUUAAAUAUUCAGUAUGCUCUCCCAUUAAAUACUAUUGCUAUCUAAACCUUAAAAAACAGUACACAGUUGGAAAUGAUUGUUCAUCAUACUACUUUUUCAUUAAUGAGGCUAUAAUUUUAACUUUUCAAAUAUAGAAAUAACUUCUGAAUAAAGAUGAGGAUGGAUAGCUCAAAAAUGAAAAUGUAGCAAUCAUAUGCUAAUAACUUUGGAUUUGUCCCUGUACUACAAAUGCCAGGAGAACACUCAUUUAUAAAAGGGCUUUUCUUGCUGCUGCAGAAGUAGUAUGUCCUCCAGGGAAGUGUGUGUGUGUCUCCUCAGGGAAAAUACGGUUUGCCUUUUAAAAACAUCCUUUAGGGUGAUGGUGUGUUUCCUUUCCUUACAGAAACAUAAGGAUAUAUUUCACUUAAACUGUGAACCACAAACUUUCUAAAAGGAAAGUGUUGUGUUAAAGGAUGAUGAAAAUAAUCCAAGUUGGGUUUUUAAGGUUUUGGUUUGCCUCGCCAGCAGGUCUGCCAAAUUUGCACACUCCCCCCAAAUGGGGGUUGGCUCUCACUAUUAAGUAUUUAUUUUGUCCUUCCUUGAAUUGUAAUUAUCUGGCAGUGUAUGGAUUACAGUUACUCAGUGCAUAUAAUAAAUAUUUUGAACUUA
Messenger RNA from Myotis daubentonii (Daubenton's bat), 6372 nucleotides. It is a transcript of the gene ZC3H14, whose product is annotated as zinc finger CCCH-type containing 14. The record is from RefSeq and is a predicted model, not a curated record. Gene Ontology annotation, biological process: regulation of mRNA stability. Bases 1661 to 2587 code for a protein of 308 amino acids. Gene Ontology annotation, molecular function: metal ion binding; poly(A) binding. The transcript has 7 exons. Gene Ontology annotation, cellular component: cytoplasm; nucleus. NCBI's taxonomy places the organism in Eukaryota, Metazoa, Chordata, Mammalia, Chiroptera, Vespertilionidae.